CAAUUGCUAUCAAAAUUGAAAGAAAUGGAAAAUAAAUUUAACAAUAUUAAAAAAACGUACUAGAUUAGUCCGUGACGGUUUUUGUCUCCUCUCUUGGGGCUUCGUCGGAGGUUUUCCCGUUUGAUGCCGAGGCUGUCUGGCCGGUCCGGUAAUGUGGCUGUCGGAGAGGAACGUUCUCCACUCGAUUUGAUUGGGGUUGGGUUGACUCCGGUGGUGCCGAUCUGUCAGCCCCUGUUUAGAUUGGUGGAUUUGGAGGAGAGUGGGGGAGAAGGAGGGGUAGACGUCUCCCUCACUUUGUUUUUCUUCGGUAACGGAAGGGGAGGGAGACGGAGGGUGAUAAAACCCUCACCACGCCUCUAAUUUCCAUCUUUUUAAAUUGGGGAAUUGGGAGGAUUUGAUUUACUUAUUUAAUAUUUUUAAAAAAUAAAUAUAUAAAAAUAUU
This is a messenger RNA of Rubroshorea leprosula, 442 nucleotides long. Lineage: Eukaryota; Viridiplantae; Streptophyta; Magnoliopsida; Malvales; Dipterocarpaceae. The record is from the annotation of a GenBank genome assembly.